Messenger RNA from Opisthorchis viverrini, 270 nucleotides. RefSeq lists its product as hypothetical. The record is from RefSeq and is a predicted model, not a curated record. The coding region runs from base 1 to 270 and encodes 89 amino acids. Lineage: Eukaryota; Metazoa; Platyhelminthes; Trematoda; Opisthorchiida; Opisthorchiidae. The transcript has 2 exons.
AUGAUCAAUUCAACCUCGGCCAGGGUGAAACCCAGCUUGAUUCCCGCGAAUCUGACCAACCUUCGUAGGGUAAUACCAGGGAAUAUCUUGGAGCUCCAGCCACCACCACCCCAGUGGUUCUCGCACUUUUAUGAGCGCGAUGCAGUGGCUUCAGACAUGGAAUCAGAUAUGCUUGUUGAGAAGUUGGCCCCUAACCACAACGGGGCCCACUUGUCGCGUGAUACUCUUAGCUGCAAAACAUUUAUGGGUGAAGCUGAACUUUUCCGCUAA